UAUGUUCUCCUAUUUAAUGUCAUGGCUGAACGGAGUACAGAGAACAACUGUCCAAUUGUGCCAAACUGACAAAGGGUAUGGAUUUACCGCCACGUAACACUGAUGAUAGCCAGGGGGUGGAGCUUCAGCAUGUUAAUGUGGUAACUACUGAGUGUCGUGAGAACCUGGCAUUUACAAUAGAGUCCGAAGGACAGGGACCUCCUCCUUACAGCAACGGAAACAAAACUAACCCUGAACAUAAACCAAAACAUCACACAGACUGGAUCAACGGUAGUGCUAAUGGUCACGUUACCAAAAUUAAUGUGCCUCCCGCAUCCACACAAGAUGCAGAAGGUGGAGGGUUAUCUCCCCCUGAUACAGGUGGGGGUAGGCGGCGCCACCGAAGUGAAGGGGCACUUAAUACGCUGACUGUCACGAACAAUGCAGCUUCACAAAAGUCUGGGAAUCUGCUGGAUCCAAACUAUCGUAAAAACUCCAUGUAUGAAAGUCGCAGCACAAUCAGUGGUGUUAAGUUUGACGACUCAUUUAUUGAAGAUAACAAGAGCUUUGACUACGGGUCUGAAUCCGAUGGCGAUGAGAGUGGCCUGACUCUGAUGUAUUCACGUCAUGAGAAGUUGCCUCUGAAGGACUUUUCCUUAGAGAUUCGCGCAGCCAUGGACAUCCAGCGCUUCCUCAAUAAAACUGUGCUGCUACUGGACCUAAACAAACUCAGUUUGGAUGAAAUAAUUGAUGAAAUUCUUCAUAAGAUGUUAGACGGGACAGAGGGUGAGGUCAGCUUUGACCAGGCACGGUCAGCCCUGUUUACCCAUGAUUACGUACACAUGCUAAGUCGGACGUUACAAUGUACCAGCAUAUCAGAGGGAGGAGGGUUUGACUAUGACCAAAACUGGAUAUGUGCGAUGGCUAGUGUGCCAUCCAUUCUCACCCGACAUGUUGGCAUCGCAAGGCUGCGUAAUGCGGCUAAUCUGGGUACCAGUAGUCAGGAGGUGUACUUUGUGAUAGUGGUCCUCACACCUACAAAGGAGAAAGGAACCAAAAAUGAAGUAGAGACUGGUCGAACAUUUGCCACAAUUUUCUCCGAUCUUGACUUCCGCUUGAAUUUGCUUGCUGCCUCCAGUGAAGAGGAGUUCAAGUCAAUCCUGGAACAGCACACCAAGGAGCUGGCUGACCGUCAAAUGAGUUCAACCAACAAAGUACCUGUCUACGACACAGAUAGUAACAAGGGAGGAUGUAAAUGUGGUAUAUUUAAGGGCAUUCGAGACGAUCUCCGUAGACGACUACCACAUUAUUUUUCAGACUUCAAGGAUGGGAUCUUUGGACCAAAGACAAUUCAGAAGACUUUAUCUACAACCCUUUUCCUCUAUUUUGCUUGUCUUAUGCCAUCCAUCGCCUUUGGAGUUCUCAACUCAGAAAACACGGAUAAAGUGCUAACGGUGGAGAAGGUGCUGUAUUCACAGACCUUUGGUGGCCUGGUGUUUGCUUUAUUUGGAGGGACACCACUUAUAGUCUUACUGACCACAGCACCCCUCGCUCUUUACACAAAGAUUAUCCACACUAUUUGUAAAGAAUUCAGUCUGGAUUUUCGUGCAAUGUAUGCCUGUGUUGGUCUGUGGAACAGCUUCUUUCUCUUCCUCUAUGCUACGUUUGACCUAAGUGUCCUCAUGCAGUGGUCAACCAGGUCCUCAGAGGAAAUCUUUGCUCUGUUCAUUGCGAUAGCCUUCUGUGUUGAUGCCUUUAAAAAUACAGCAAAAAAUUUUGGGGAUCAUUACAACAUUCCAAAUUGCCAAUCUGAGAGUGUGUCCAGUACUGGGUUGGCAGCAAUCACUAAUGUGACGGCUAAUAUAUCUGCCAAUGUCUCGGAAACGGUAGAGGAGGCCACAAAGGGAUGUGAGCGUGAUGUCAGUCUCCUGUACCUACUACUGCUUCUGGGUACUCUGUGGGUUGGAGUCAUGCUCUACAACUUUACUAAGACGCCUUACCUGAAUGCAGGGAAGAGAGAACUGUUGGCUGACUAUGCCCUGCCAGUAUCCGUUGUCGUCAUGAGCUUAAUUGGAGCUUUAGCCUUUAAAGAUGUUGACCUUGGGAAGAGUUUUGAUGGAGCAGGGAAUGGAUUCUCCAUCUUCAGUCUUGUCCCCUUCCAUACUCUGUCAUGGGGGGCUGUGCUGGGGGCUAUGGGGCUCGGCUUCUGUCUCUCCUUACUAUUCUUCAUGGACCAGAACAUCUCCGCAGCACUGGUGAAUGCUCCACAGAACAAGAUGAAGAAGGGAACAUCCUACCAUUGGGAUCUAGUUGUUGUUGGACUUAUCAAUAUGUUACACAGCCUGGUGGCCUUCCCCUGGGUACACGCUGCACUCCCACACUCCCCGUUACAUGUGCGUGCCCUUGCUGAUGUAGAGGAACGAGUCGACCAGGGACACAUUUACCAGAUAAUAGUGAAGGUGCGUGAGACUAGGCUGACAGCCAUUUUAUCUCACAUCCUCAUUGGUCUGUCGCUACUGAUCCUCGACAUCCUAGCUUUUAUACCCACUCCGGUUCUCUACGGCCUCUUCCUUUACGUGGGAGUGACCUCCCUUGAUGGAAACCAGAUGUUCGAGAGGAUCAUGCUUCUAUUCACUGAACAAUCUGCCUAUCCUCCCAACCAUUACAUCCGCCGAGUGCCACAAAGGAAGAUGCACCUGUUCACCCUGCUGCAGCUUCUACAGCUCAUUGUCCUUUGUGGAUUUGGCUUUGUACCAUAUCCUUACCUCAAGAUGUUUUUCCCUGUGCUUAUCUUUCUCCUCAUUCCUCUUAGGCACAAAGUGAUUCCUCACGUCAUAGAACAUAAAUACCUGAAGGCAAUGGAUAGCCAUUAACUGUAUCAACCUGGCAC
Ylistrum balloti is the source of this 2869-nucleotide messenger RNA. Its product is annotated as solute carrier family 4 member 11-like. The transcript has 20 exons. Gene Ontology annotation, biological process: monoatomic anion transport; transmembrane transport; monoatomic ion homeostasis. Lineage: Eukaryota; Metazoa; Mollusca; Bivalvia; Pectinida; Pectinidae. Gene Ontology annotation, cellular component: plasma membrane; basolateral plasma membrane. Bases 78 to 2852 code for a protein of 924 amino acids. Gene Ontology annotation, molecular function: solute:inorganic anion antiporter activity. The record is from RefSeq and is a predicted model, not a curated record.